AUGGACGAGCAAACGCCCUUCGACCUACCGGGCCUGAAUCUGUCGGUGUUCUUCACGCCCAGGCGAGACUGGAAUGGCCUUGUCUGUGGCCACGCUAUAGAUGUCGACGAUAUCGAAGUCGGACUGGUUGGGUACACAUUCACUCUGAGGGAGUUGUUGAUGAUGCGGAUUAUGAAUUCGAUAACCGACAAGCCAGACUGGGAUACCAAAGUGUUCAAUGAUGAAAUCGUCAGCAAAUGGCGAAGUGAGAUCUUGCAGGGUGGUCACGACGUGACGACUGCAAUGAUGGAUUAUAUGAUCCAAGAACUUCAAUGGAAGGCCACUAAGUAUCGGAACACGGCGAUUGUCACUGCAUAUGACACCGGUGUCGUCAAGUCAGAUAUCGCCAUCCCAAAAGACUUGCAGCAGAGACUUCGGGAGGCAGUCAACUGGGUUGAAGCCGCUUCAGAGAAGGACUAUCAUCCCGGGUCCGACAUGAAGGUGGUUGACCUGGUCCAUCCGUCAUUAUUCUCACUCAUCUACGGCAGAUCCAGAGUCCUGCGCGACACCAUAAUUGGCGUUGAGGACUGUUUCAGCAGCAUCGGACAGGGCGAGCUACUGGAACUACCUAAUGAACAGCAACUGGCCGCCAUUGGGAUAUCUGCUGUGGGAUCAUUGAACCCGUACAGCGCAACAUUCCAGUGGCUUCCCUGUAAUGUAGAGUUUACUCUGGACGGACAAGUUCGCAUUGCUUCUUAUAUCAAUAACCUACAUCCAACAAAGCACAGGGAUCUGUAUACGAUCGUCGAGGAGGUUCUAACGCGGGCCAUUCCGCUAUGGAAUAUCUCACUAUCUUGCAAGAAUACUUUCGAAUAUCGGAUUCCCGUCGAAGAAAGCGAAUAUGUGUCUGACGAACCUAAGCCGCAAAAUGAGACUCCUGGAGUUUAUUCGGAAGCUUUCCGGGCGAGUCGUGCUGCGUGGAUGGACAGACGCCGCGUUAAGAUUCCUGAGCCAGGUCAAUUCGAGCCUCCGAAAGAGAAACCGACUGAAAAAGCCGAUCUCCACGCACAAUUCAAAGACAAAGGCCUGCAGGUCAUCGUCAAGCUGGCCAACAUUGAGCUCACCCCGGAAAGACCCGAGUAUGAGGGUGGGUCGUGGCAUAUUGAGGGCCAGUUGAAUGAGAGAAUAUGUGCAACAGCGAUUUAUUACUACGACUCGCACAACAUCACCGACAACACCUUGUCUUUCCGCAACCGCGCUGACGAGGAAUACAUCCGGGAGAUAUCAUACGAACAAGGGCAGUUCCAGUAUCUCAGCCUCUUUGGCUUCAACCCCGAAGAUGGCCAUCGGGGUACGGACAACAUGACACAGGAUCUCGGGGGCGUAUCAUGUCGUGAAGGACGCUUGUUGACGUUCCCAAACAUCCUGCAGCACCGCGUCUCUCCUUUCUCGCUGGCGGACCGCUGCAAACCAGGACAUCGGAAGAUCCUUGCAUUCUUCCUCAUCGACCCCAAUCGGCGCAUAAUUUCAACUGCGAACGUGCCUCCACAGCGGGAGGAUUGGUGUGAUGAAUGGAAGAAGGCUAUAAACGAGGGUCUGUCCAGCCGUUUUCCCGUUGAACUGCAGGAGAUAGUUCGCCGGCACUGUGACUUUGGGCCCAUGACAAUGGACGAGGCCAAGGCGUACCGAUUGGAAUUAAUGGAUGAGCGUUCGGCAUAUGCUGAGAAGGGGAAUGGUAUCUUUGAAGCUGGGGAUUUCAAUCUAUGUGAACAUUGA
Aspergillus puulaauensis is the source of this 1755-nucleotide messenger RNA. Its product is annotated as DUF4246 domain-containing protein. The transcript has 5 exons. Bases 1 to 1755 code for a protein of 584 amino acids. Lineage: Eukaryota; Fungi; Ascomycota; Eurotiomycetes; Eurotiales; Aspergillaceae. The record is from RefSeq and is a predicted model, not a curated record.